AUCAAUAGCCAGUUCUAAUCUCAGGUUUGGGGGGAAAAGGCCUCGCGGGUCGCAAACCGCUCUCUGUUGAUUUGGGAUUUGGGAGGCGCUCGAGUUUUCAGGUAAACCAUAGUUUAGUGACCCAUGGCUCGUACUAAGCAAACUGCUCGCAAGUCCACUGGAGGGAAGGCUCCUAGGAAGCAACUUGCCACCAAGGCUGCCCGUAAGUCUGCACCCACAACUGGGGGAGUAAAGAAGCCUCAUCGUUACCGCCCUGGAACUGUUGCUCUUCGUGAAAUCCGCAAGUAUCAGAAGAGCACUGACCUGCUCAUAAGGAAGCUUCCGUUCCAAAGGCUUGUCAGGGAGAUUGCCCAGGAUUUCAAGACUGAUCUUCGUUUCCAGAGCCAUGCGGUGCUUGCGCUGCAGGAGGCUGCGGAGGCGUACCUGGUGGGUCUAUUCGAGGACACUAAUCUGUGCGCCAUCCAUGCCAAGCGCGUGACCAUCAUGCCCAAGGACAUUCAGCUGGCUAGGAGGAUCCGUGGUGAAAGGGCCUAGAUUCUCUGUUUACUGCUACUGGGAGUGGCUCCGUAGUAUGGUUUGCAUCUGUUCGAUGCUUGCUUUUUGUGGAAGUUACAUUUGUGGGUGUUCGAAUUCGUAAUAUUCAUCCGUAGUGGACGAGUGGUAGGAAGUUCUGCAAUCUGACUAUGUUUUAAAAUUUAUAAUUGUUGUCAAUUAGUGUUGGUGUUGGUUUCGCCCAUCAACGGAUCAACCUUAUUGGUUAUCUGAACGACGAAUUGAUAUGUUAA
Zea mays is the source of this 785-nucleotide messenger RNA. Its product is annotated as histone H3.3. The transcript has 5 exons. The record is from RefSeq and is marked validated. Lineage: Eukaryota; Viridiplantae; Streptophyta; Magnoliopsida; Poales; Poaceae. Gene Ontology annotation, cellular component: nucleosome. Gene Ontology annotation, molecular function: structural constituent of chromatin; DNA binding; protein heterodimerization activity. Bases 124 to 534 code for a protein of 136 amino acids.